This is a messenger RNA of Paramisgurnus dabryanus, 2349 nucleotides long. RefSeq names its product proton channel OTOP2-like. Gene Ontology annotation, molecular function: proton channel activity. Lineage: Eukaryota; Metazoa; Chordata; Actinopteri; Cypriniformes; Cobitidae. Gene Ontology annotation, cellular component: membrane. Gene Ontology annotation, biological process: proton transmembrane transport. The record is from RefSeq and is a predicted model, not a curated record.
AUGACCUUCUCUCCGGUCUUUACAACUCUUUGGAGAGCUCUCCUUUCUGCCUGGGUAGUGCUUCCAAACCAGACAGUCUUCUAUAGGACUUCCUUAGCAAACAAAGUAAAACCGCCGUUGGGCCUUCUUCAAUGUGGCGACAGUGUUUAUGAUGGACUCCAGGUGGACGCUCCAACCUCCCUUCCUGGACGUAAGAGCAGAAGCAGGCGUGUAGGAGAGUACGCUGGGCUUACAGCACGGGCGUCUAGAAGGUAUACAGGUGCGUGCCUGGACUUGGAGCUGGAAACGUCUAGAAGGUAUACGGGUAAGUACACUGCACUUGGAGUUUUAAGGCGUACAGGUGAGUACACAGGUAGGUACACUGGGCUCUUAGCUGUGAACGUACAGGUGGCAUUGAGUGAAACCAGUAUAUACCUUAGACAUGAGGUGGCACGCUCCACAGAAGGCCAGCAGCUUCUAUUCAUGCUCUACAGUACACCAUACACACUCUCCAAACUAGCUUCUCCGCUCCGUAGCGCCCAAAAACAACUGCUGGACAACACAACAACUCCUUCCUUUCGUCUCUUUCGGCCCCGCACUCUUUCCGCUUGCUUCCAAGCGAUCGCCGGAUCAACGGGGCCUCCCGACUCUUCAGAAGGCCUCUCUGGGAACUCAGGCAACAUGUCUGGGAAAGAGGACUUGGAAAUCAAUGAGAUUCAGAUAUCCACCAUCCAAGUGGCAACUCAUGUAGAGACCACACUGAACGGGGACAGCCAGGCAUGUACCCGUGGUGGGGCCGUAAAGGUGGAGAAAAGCCGCAACUGGGGAUGGCUUUUGUCCGGAUUCAUCUGUUUAAAUGUACUGCUCCUGGGAAUUGUUUUUGUCAGCGGUAGCGUCUUUAACGGGGCGCAGAUUUCAACUUCGCACCUACAGAUUUUCCUCAUCUUAAUCGUUCUUCUCACUACCAUAUGGAUGGUUUACUACAAAGCCCACACAGCGAGGGUGUAUCGUGCUGUACUGUACAAAGACAGCCAUGCCGGACCUGUCUGGCUAAGAGCUGGCCUGGUUCUGUUUGGCAUCUGCAGUGUUAUCAUGGACAUUUUUAAGAUCGUUUACUAUGUGGGUUAUGCACAUUGCGAGUCGCCGGUGAAGAUCACCUUUCCUGUUGUGCAAGCCGUGUUUGUUAUUGUGCAGACUUAUUUUCUCUGGGUCCACGCCAAAGACUGCGUACAGCUACAGCAAAGCAUCACACAUUGUGGUCUGAUGUUGACGUUGUCGACGAACCUUGUGGUUUGGAUGACAGCCGUGACAGAGGAGUCGCUUCAUCAAACCAUUAUUCCAAGAAACGGUUCAUUUAACACCCCUCACAGCUUCAACUUGACCGAGAAAGCAGCAGAUAUCAGUGACUGCGAAUGCAGCCACGAUGUAUGUGACGUUUUCGAAAAGGCCUACUAUUACCUGUACCCCUUCAACAUCGAGUACAGCCUCUUUGCCUCGGCGAUGACCUACGUCAUGUUGAAGAACAUCGGCCGCCAGAUGGACGAACACCACAACCAUCAUCUCAAAUUCAGCAUGUGGGACGUUCUGGUCGGUCCGGUGGCCGGACUCAUCAUUCUGGUGGUGGGUCUGGCUACGUUUGUGGUCUACAAAGUGGACACGUCUAAAGAAGACCCAAUCAGGAAGAUGAAAGCCCUGACCAUUUAUUACAGCAACAACAUAGUCACCGUCUCACUGAUGUCCAUAGCGACUCUGUCCGGUUGUAUUAUCUUCCGGCUGGAUAAGAGGGAGCAUGUGUCCGAGAAGAACCCUACGCGGAGUCUAGACGUGGGACUGUUGGUGGGAGCUUCGCUGGGCCAGUUCCUCAUCAACUACUUCACUGUAGUGGCUUUGUUGGCGUCAGGGGUCAAAGGACUCGUGAACAAGCUCAGUCUGAUCUCGUCUCUUAUGACCGUGAUCCAUAUGUGUCUACAGAACGCCUUCCUCAUCAAAGGCCUCCACCGAAAGCCGUUCAAAGAGACGCACACGGCCACCAUCUUCACUAACUUCAGGGUCGUUCAGAGAGACCCGGAAAGACGGGCCAGCUCUAUCCUUCCGGCACACGCGCUACCCAUCCCCUUGACGCUGUUUCAGAGCCGUCUCUCCUGGAAGAGGAGGAUCCUAAAGGAGAUCUGCGCCUUCUUGUUACUCUGCAAUGUCAUUCUGUGGAUUAUACCGGCGUUCGGAGCCCGGCCUCAGUUCGACAACACUGUCGGAUCAGAAAUCUAUCAGUUUCAAACGUGGGUAGCAGUGGUGAAUAUCGGGAUGCCGUUUGGGAUCUUCUACCGCAUGCACUCGGUGGCCAGUUUGUUUGAGGUCUGCUUUGCCUCUUAA